Molecule: messenger RNA, 2260 nt
Organism: Leguminivora glycinivorella
Lineage: Eukaryota; Metazoa; Arthropoda; Insecta; Lepidoptera; Tortricidae
Product: zinc finger protein 260-like
Exons: 2
Coding region: 1-2055 (684 amino acids)
Biological process (GO): regulation of transcription by RNA polymerase II
Molecular function (GO): RNA polymerase II cis-regulatory region sequence-specific DNA binding; DNA-binding transcription factor activity
Source: RefSeq, a predicted model, not a curated record
AUGGAGGCAGAGGCGGUUUGUCUGAAGACGGAGCCUGGAGAGGUGUGUGUGAAGACGGAGCCCGGAGAGGUGUGUGUGAAGACGGAGCCCGGAGAGGAGUGUUUGAAGACGGAGCCCGGAGAGGCGUGUGCGGAGGAGGAGCGGGAGCGCGAGGACAGCGCGCGGGGAGUGAGCGCGGCGGCCGUGCGGGCCGGGCUGUACACCGGGCACGAGGUCAAGGACGAGCUCGUGCUGGGCCCCGAGGAGUGGCACCGCCCACAAGUGCUCCCACUACCAGUGUGUUCCGACGGCGGCCGCGCCCGGGAACAGCUCGCGAUGACCUGUUCCGUGGUGCUCGAGCGCCUCCGCGGCGACGCGACUGCUCACGGUAGAGACGAACCAUAUGGCUGCGAACACUGUGACAGACAUUUUAUAAAUACAUCCGCUUUAAAGAAACACAUGCAGAGUACACACUUAUCAUCAGGACUUAAGAAAUUUGCUUGUGAUGUUUGCAGUUCUAUGUUUCAAACCAAAUUCCUUGUAAUAGAGCACGUGAAAAGCGAACACGGUGUUAUAAAGUUCAUCUGCGCUGAAUGUGAGUACACAACGUGCUCUAAGAAAGGUUUAGAGACUCAUCUAAAGAGCCAUUACAAGAACGAACGGAGUGGAAUGACUCACCAAAUAAUUAAAGAGAAGCCGUACGCUUGCAAUCAGUGCGACUACAAGUCUCUUUACAGUUCCGAAUUACGAGAACACCAAAGGACACAUACUGAGAAGCUUUUCAUGUGUAGCUCCUGUGAUUACAAAUGCAGUGCAAAAUCACGCUUAAAUAGACAUCAGAUGGUACACACUGGAUAUAAACCCUACAAAUGUAGUCAAUGCAACUACAAGAGCGCAGAUAGUUCAGCCUUACGAAGUCAUGAAAGAACACAUACUGAUGAUAAGCCAUUUGAGUGUAACCACUGCGGUUACAAAUGCAAGGAUAAAUCACGUUUACGACAACACCAGAAGGUACACACUGGAGAAAAGCCUGAAACAAAAAGCAAAUGUAGUCAUUGCGACUACAAGUGCAGUAAUAUUUCACUAUUGCGAAGGCAUGAAGUCGUUCACACUCGCGAGAAGCGGUUUCAUUGUGACCAGUGUGAUUACAAAUGCAGUCUGAAGAACUACUUACGAGCACACAUGAUAAUUCACACUGAAGCGAAGCCAUUUAAAUGUAGCCAUUGUGACUACAGAAGCAAGCAUAAAGGCUACUUACUCGUCCACCAAAGACAACACGAAAAGAUGCGUAAUGGCGAGAAGCCUAUCGAGUGUAACCAGUGUGAUUACAAAUGCUAUGCGAGAUCAUACUUAAAAAGACAUCAGAGAAUACACACUGAGGAGAAACCAUUUAAAUGUAGUAAUUGCGACUACAGGUGCAGGCGGAAAGCACACUUACAACUUCACCAAAAAAUACACAACAAAGAGAAUCCGUACACUUGUAGUCAUUGCGACUACAAAUGCAGUCUAAGUUCAAGGUUGCGAGACCAUAUGAAGAUACAUACUGAUGAGAAGCCAUUUGAGUGUAACCACUGUGACUACAAAUGCCGUCGGAAAGCACACCUAAUACAACACCUGAUGACGCAUACUAAGGCGAAGCCAUUUAAAUGUAGCAAUUGCGAGUACAGAUGUGGGCUGAAAUAUAACUUGCAAAUUCACCAAAGGGUACACACUAAAGAGAAGCCAUACAGCUGUAGUCAUUGCGACUACAAGUGCAGUCAUAGUUCAGCUUUACGAGAGCAUGUGACUACACAUACUGGUGAGAAGCCAUUUGAGUGUAACCACUGUGGCUACAAAUGCAAUCGGAAAUCUGUGCUAAUAAAACACCUGAUAACGCAUACUGAGGCAAAGCCAUUUAAAUGUAGCUAUUGCGACUAUAGGUGCAAGCAGAAAGAUUACUUACGAGUUCACGAAAGAGUGCACACUAAAGAGAAGCCUUAUACUUGUAGUCAUUGUGAUUACAAAUGCAGUGACAGCUCAAGCAUAUCACGUCACCGGAAGAGGUGUAAAGUCAGAAAGGCGAAGCCUAACCAGUAGCGAGAGCGAGUACUAGUGCGGCCUGGAGCCCGCGGAGGCGCCGGGCGCUCGCGGAGGAGAAGCUUCGUCAAACAAGUUCUCCUCUGAGGUUUCCUGCGCUUAGAUCUAAAUUUGAUAACUCAAUGAGUAGUGGGCAACGUAUCAAGUUAGGCCACCGCUGAAAUUAGCGCUAUACCUUGCCGCUUGCUUGAGCUAGUACGCCUAG